Molecule: messenger RNA, 1740 nt
Organism: Ciona intestinalis (vase tunicate)
Lineage: Eukaryota; Metazoa; Chordata; Ascidiacea; Phlebobranchia; Cionidae
Product: mixed lineage kinase domain-like protein
Biological process (GO): necroptotic signaling pathway; protein phosphorylation; cell surface receptor signaling pathway
Molecular function (GO): protein kinase activity; ATP binding
Source: RefSeq, a predicted model, not a curated record
ACACGUCAUUAGUAACCGUCGUUGUAUGUAGGAAGCUUGUCGUCUAAAACUUUUGAACAUGGCUUUGGAAAUUGUUGCGUGUGUUUUUAAGGUGUCUACAAAAAUUUAUGCUACCGUAGAUGAAGUACAGGCGAACAAAAAGAGGUGUUUACGACUUAGUGAGCGAAUACGAUGUCUGAUUGCUCCGCUGGAAGAACUGGUGAAGCAGACUGAGGGGGGUGGAGCCGUUUACAAAGAAGCUUUGAUCGAUUUGGUGCGGACACUUGAAGAAGCUCGGCAAUUUUUGAAAACAUUUAUAAAAGGAAAAUCUGUACUCCGUCGUGUACAAGACGUGUGUUAUGCAAAACGAGUAAAAGAAAAGUUCGAAUUUUUAAAUGAUCGUUUAAAUAGUUUGGUCCCAGCACUAACUUUUGGACUGCAAGUGGAAAGCAGGCGAUGUGUCCAGCAAACAUUUUCAGCUGAAGUUCGAAUGACCGAAGAUACUAAAGAUGAAUCAAAUGACAUGAAAGACAUACAACAUAUGCUUAAUUCACUAGGAAUGCCUUCUUUUCAGUACAUCCGUUCGUUUGAAUUAAGAGAAAGAAAACUUCUGAAAGAAUCGCUGUUAUACAACUUUUACACAGCGCAGUAUAGACUGGCACCUGUGGUUUUGAAAAAGCCAAGGUUUGAGAUCACCGCUGUCAGGCGAGAGCACUUUUUCAUUGACGCAAAAAACAUGCUGCAGUUCAACUCAGAAAAUGUCGUUCGCGUGUUUGGUGUGUGUGUCGAUUCAAGUCAAUCCUACAUGAUUGUGACCGAACUAAUGUCGCGUGGAAGUUUGAGACAAGUUCUAGAGUCUAAAGUUUAUAUUUCCGAUGAACUGCGUUUAAGAAUGUGUCUUGAAUCUGCACGAGGUUUAUACUUCGUGCAUUGCUGUGAAGUUCUUCAUCGAAACCUGACUUCCCACAAAUAUCUGGUCAACGAAGAAUUCCACGUAAAGAUAUCUGGAUUUGAGUUUUCGUCAACUGAAUCAUUUGGUCAGUUAAACACGGAGGUGAAGCAGUCAUGUUGUCAACCGCCCGAGCUAAAUGAAGGUGGAAAAUAUACAGAACGAUCCGACAUCUACAGUUAUGGAUUAAUUCUUUGUGAAAUACUUUCAAACGCCAAUAAAAGUAAAAAUAACGGAACCCAAGAAAACGCGUUGGACUGUAAUGAACAGCGACACCUUCCGGAAAAUUUAAAUGGACCAGAACCUGUAAUGCAACUCGCCAGAGAUAUGUUGAAUAAAGAUCAAGACCUACGACCCACCAUGGAAGAAACUGUACGAUUGCUGACAUCAUCACAUUAAGAAAUCAAAAACAACUAGACAUUCUGAAGCAUACAGGACAAUGCAUCAAACUUCAUGAAUUACGUUUUCACUGUGCUCUUAUUGUAAAUUAAAAAAAAUAUUUUCGUUUUAUAACAGCAGUACUGAGCGUACGCAUUUAAAAGUUUAAAACAAAUGAUGUAACUAUAUACAUAGUGUAUGGAUUUUAUUAUAAUAUUUCAAACCCAUCUCUGUUUAAACGUCACACCGAACCAUAAACAUGGUAAAAUCCGUUUUCAGAUGAAAACAUUGUUGUGAUGUAAAUUUACGCUGAACAGACAUGUUGUCACCACACCAUUCGCCGUGCAUACAGAAACGAACCAACACUUCCGAGUUUUUCUCACUCGCAUUCCACUUAUUUUACUGUGUUUAUCGUAUAUAAAAACGAUUCCGCA